Suillus subaureus is the source of this 1458-nucleotide messenger RNA. RefSeq lists its product as uncharacterized. Gene Ontology annotation, biological process: mitotic DNA damage checkpoint signaling; mitotic DNA replication checkpoint signaling; nuclear DNA replication. The coding region runs from base 210 to 1034 and encodes 274 amino acids. The transcript is spliced from 3 exons. The record is from RefSeq and is a predicted model, not a curated record. NCBI's taxonomy places the organism in Eukaryota, Fungi, Basidiomycota, Agaricomycetes, Boletales, Suillaceae. Gene Ontology annotation, molecular function: nucleic acid binding; zinc ion binding. Gene Ontology annotation, cellular component: nucleus; spliceosomal complex.
AGCAUGUGUAUAGCAUUCGGCUUGCAGGUCAUAUUUAGGGAGAAUACAAACGAUGUGUCCGUGCUCUCAAUGCUAAUCCUUUCUCCCGAGUUGCACAUUUGUCACUCGAUGAUUAUUCGUACCUUUUGUCACAUAGUUUGCGAGCUUUGCUUUGAUUCCUGGCUUGCUUAGUUCGUAGUUCAACGUUGAGCCAUCACUUGAAGUCCACCAUGACAGAUGUCCGUGCCCUGCUUAAAGCCAAACGCCAGGAAGCACGUGUAACCCAUCCACUUGCAUCUUAUACGACAACCGGACAAUUGCGAUGCUCCGUCUGCGGAACGAAUAUCAAGCAUGCAUCUGCUUGGGACGGUCAUCUUGGCAGCAAAGUACACCGUACGAACGUGUCUCGUGCUAAAGAAGAGGAGAGGGCUAGGGAACAGCAACAGGCUAUACAGGAGGCUAAAGUCACUAAAAGAAAGGCAGAUGAAGAUUCCCCUGGCGGAGAUGCAGCCAAGAAGCAGAAAAUUGAGCCUACUACCUCAACUACUCGUUCCAGCGCGUUUCCAUCAGACUUCUUCUCUGACCCGUCAAACGCACCACCGUCCCUUUCAGAUGAUUCGGAUGACGAAGAUGUCAACUUAUCUACAGUUACUCCCGCGAAGGAGUCGGGGCCACACGCUGCUGCCGUCACUCAACCAGAGCUUGACCAAGAGUGGAUCAAGUUCCAACAGACGGUGAUUAAUGUGCCCGAUACACGCGAGACAUAUGACCGGGCAACUGUAUUUGCGGAACCGGAUCUCGUUUCUGACGUGGCAGAAGGUUUCCCGCCCCUGCAGGGUGAGACGGAUCCUCCAGAAGUUGGGGCUAAAUUAGACCCGGACGAGGAAAGGCGGAGGAAGGAUCAGGAUGAAAGGGAAAUGAUCAUGGACCGCUUAUUGGAUGAGGAGAGGGCGCAAGAAGAGGCGGACAUGAAAGUCAGUGUAAUGAAAAGUAGGUUGGAGGCGUUGAGGAUGAAGCGAGAGGCUGCACGGACAAAGCCAAAAAUUGCGGUGUAGCAAGGUGUAAUAUGCCAUGAUUUAAUUGCAUGGCAUAUAUUUGGCAUCUACACAGUACUUACCGGUGCUCCAUCCGAACCUACAACUAUAUAGGCCUCGUCCACGCGCGCUUGUUCGCACAUGUAUUUUUAGCGCGGGCUAUCACUCAUCGCAAGUAAAUUCAGUGCACGAAUGAAGACUUCUACAUUCAAUCAUAGCUGGCACUGCUUACACGAGUAGAUCCACGAGCAGAUCGUCUCAAAAGCUAAUGCAAAUCGACUUUGACACGCCCGCUUCCUCCGUGAUACUUGGCUCAGAAAGUACGAAUUUCUUCGGUUUCCUCACAACAGAGUCACGUCUUCGGCCCUCUUCACCCACCCAUGAUGACAUUCCACCGGUAUAAAACUCAUUUGAAAUUGGAAUUCCCGAAUUCGUAGAUAUGUAA